Messenger RNA from Prorocentrum cordatum, 1306 nucleotides. NCBI's taxonomy places the organism in Eukaryota, Dinophyceae, Prorocentrales, Prorocentraceae. The record is from the annotation of a GenBank genome assembly.
GGUGAGCCUGGCCGCGCACCUGGACCUGCUGGGGCGCGCGCUGCGGCGGGGCGACUGGCCGGAGGAGGCGGCGGAGGCCGCGGCGCUGCGGGACGUCAUCGACCUCAGCAACGCCGAGCUGCGGCGGGCGCUCCUGGACGCCCGCCGCAGCGCAGGCGUGCGCGGCGGCCCCCCUGCCUCCGCGGGGCCGGAGCCAGGCAUGCUCGUUAGCGAGUUGAACGGCCAGACUAGCAAGAUGACCGACGACCUUGCCGAUUCUGAGGAAACGACACGGUUUGAGACAAAGGCUUCUCCUGACGCUCUGACUAGCAUGACCAAGUUCAAGAGUAUGGUUCACCCGCGUGAUUCCUCAACCCGCGCCGGCCUUGAAGGCGCCGUGACGAGUACGUGGUUUGAGUGCGUGUUCGCGGUAUGCAUCCUCGUCAACACCUUGUUCAUGAUAGUGGAGGAGCAGUACGCAGGGGCUGAAGUGGGGUAUGAGCUCGACGUCUACACGUACUACGGCUCGGACCCAUGGGCACGGGCGAUGAUCCCCGGGUCUUUCUUCGACACGGUCGAGGUCUUGUUUGGUAUCGAAGAUGCCUACGUUGAAGUCUGUUUGCGAAUGGCCGGGCUUGGUCGACAAUAUUGGAGACACCCUUCCGAGUAUUUUGAUCUUACGGUUGUCGUCGCCUCGAACAUCAGCAUUGUGAUGCAGCACGCAAGCAAUUUGUCUGGAUCCUUUAACAUCCAGCUGUUCAGGUUCUUGAGGACUGCCAAGCUACUUCGGCUUGUGAGGCUGCUGAGAACCAUCGAGGAGUUCGACGCUCUCCACCUCAUGACGACUGCUCUCAAGUCAAGCUCCUGGGCGCUUCUUUGGUCCGCCCUUCUGCUGUUGCUCAUGCAGACGUUCCUCGCGAUGCUUAUAACGAACGUUGUGCGUGGAGUGUACUUGCAACAGGAUUCGACGGCUGGUCUGACCGAGAUGCAGAAGCGAGAACUCUUCAAGUAUUUCGGAACUUACACCAGGGCGAUGCUAUCGCUUUUCGAGAUGGCUCUCGCGAAUUGGGCACCAAUUUGCCGGUUCCUGGUCGAGCACAUUCAUGAGGGAUGGAUGGUGGGUGUGAUUCUAUUCAAGCUUAUAAUGGGGUUCGCUGUGGUUGGAGUGCUGAAUGCAGUAUCCAGCGGAGACUUUCAAAGUGGCGAGCACGGACGACGAUAUCAUGGUCAGGACAAAGAUGCGAGCCAAACACGUGCACAAAGAAAAGAUGCAGCUGCUCCUCUCCCUCGCAGACCAGGAUGGCGACAGGAGGCUUGCAAGGAGUGA